Sinocyclocheilus rhinocerous is the source of this 1748-nucleotide messenger RNA. Its product is annotated as seipin-like. Lineage: Eukaryota; Metazoa; Chordata; Actinopteri; Cypriniformes; Cyprinidae. Bases 294 to 1403 code for a protein of 369 amino acids. The record is from RefSeq and is a predicted model, not a curated record. Gene Ontology annotation, cellular component: endoplasmic reticulum membrane. The transcript is spliced from 8 exons. Gene Ontology annotation, biological process: lipid storage; lipid droplet organization.
UCAUUAAAAAGGGCUUGUUCAUUGAUUCAGAACAUUUUAGAUAAAUCAAAGUCAGACGUCAGAGCUUCAAGGGCAGAGGAAGAAUCUCACAGGAACUCAAAAACGGUAACAUGAGGUGGUGAGAAAUUGGCUGAGUUUUCAUGAGGAAUGAGGCAGGUUUGGGUUAUUUUGUAUAUAAACCAAAGACGCCAACAAGAGCUGAAAUCGAAAGAGAAGAGGAAGUUGUGAAGGACUUUUCUGAGAUAGCAGCGCAACAACACUGGACCGUUUGAGAGAAAUUAAUCUCAGUAAACAUGCAGCCCACUAUGGAGGAGUUCGAUUCAGAGGAUUCUGGUGUUCAAGAUGUGGGACCUCAAAUCAAUGGGCUGUUGGUCCAGAUCCUGGAGACGAUGUCAUUGCCGCUGGUGCGGAUCAGACAGAAGCUUCUGGAAAUGGCUAUUCUGAUCUGUGUGAUUCUGCUGGUGUUCUGGGUGGCUUUAUUCCUCUAUGGCAGUUUCUAUUAUUCCUUUAUGCCCACAGCCAAUUUCAUCACACCUGUCUACUUCUUCUACAGCUCCGCCUGGUAUACGGUAAUGACAUACGGUCAGCCUUAUCGGAUCACACUAGAGCUGGAAAUGCCUGAGUCUCCAGCCAAUCGGGAGCUGGGAAUGUUCCUAGUAAAAAUGACUCCCUAUUCUAAAGCUGGUCAGAUUGUUGACAUAUCGGCACGUUCUGCAAUGCUCCAUUAUCGCUCCUCUCUUCUUCAGGCUCUGGGCACAGUGGUCUUCUCCCCCAUGCUGUUAACAGGAGCGUCGGAGCAGAAGCAGUCAGUCAUAGUGGAGCUGUACUCUGAAUUCAAAGAUGAUUCUUACAACCCCACUGUUGGAGCCAUCAUUGAGAUCCAUUCCCAGCAUAUUCAGAUCUACAGAGCUCAUCUCUACAUCUUCGCUCACUUUACAGGCAUCAGGUACCUGCUGUAUCGCUUCCCCCUGAUAUCAGCGCUGAUCGGGGUGAUGAGUAAUUUUACUUUCCUCAGUUUGAUCAUCGUUCUCAGCUUCCUGCAGUUUAAUCUGGGUGGUCGCAGGACUCGUGGAAAGGCUGUUAUGCAACAAGAGGAAAAUAAUGAACCAGAUGACCUGAAUGAUCAGUCUGAACCCCAGGAUGAAGGAAAUGCACCAGAAAGUUUCGAUGCCAUAGGGUGCAAUUCAGUGGAGGUGGAAGAAUCCAUUCCAGACGUGGGGGUGGAGGAGAGUGAAGAUGACUCCAGAGAACUUGCUGAAGAUGAACCCACCUGUGAGGCUGGGGAUGGAGAAAUGAUUUUGAGGCACAGGAAUUUGUCACAGAGCAUGUUACAGUCAUCUCAAGCGUUAACAGACACCACAGAUAAAACUUACUACCGUGUUGGUGUCUGUUCAAGCUGCUAGAGAGCGAAUGGAGCUGUCAGCUAAAUGAGGGUAAAGGUUAUGAAAAGCAAAGGCCACCCACUGGAUUUCAUAGAUUUGGAAACAAUGUCCUUGUUUUAAAAAUGUGGACUUGAUGCUAGCCCUAAUCACUUGUAUCAUUAUUGUAAAAAAAAAUAAUCAAGACAACCACAGAUAUUCAGUAUAGUAACCAUUUAUUGUCAACCAAAUAUCGACAUAACCUGUAUAUCCAAAACUGACCUUUCUAGACAUAUCCUUUGUUGUUCUUCUUAUUAUUAUUAUAUUCCACAACACUGAAAACAGUGAGACUGUGCCAAUAAAUAACCCAAGGCGGAGAAUGUCAUUUGU